AUGUCUUAUAGAGGUCCCGUAAACAGUUUUCAGCCAUCUGCAUCGUCAUUUGGUACAGGGAAUAGAAACUUCCCCUCACAAAACGCUGUCUCUGAUAAGGCUAAUUUACAACAUAAAUUUAAACAAUUUAAGGACAAAUUUGAACAUUACACAGAUAAGAUAGAAGAAUUGACAGAUUACCCGAUAGUGAUAAGAUUGAAACCAUACAUCCCUACAAUUGCGAAAUUUUUCAUUGUGGCAACAUUCUAUGAGGAUUCCAUCAGAAUUGUCACACAGUGGAAGGAUCAAGUAUUUUAUUUACAUGCAUGGAAGCAUUAUCCAGUACUCUUCGUUUAUUUAUUUCUUGCUGUAGUAUCCUGUUCGAUGUUUGUGGGGUCUACACUGUUGAUAUUAAACAAAUACAAAUUUUACACUACGGGGGUACUAUGCGCCUGUAUUGUGCUCCAGGCAUUGGUUUACGGUUUAGUUACAGGUGCCCCAUUCUUACUAAGGAAUUUCAGUGUCAUUGGUGGCUUGCUCAUUGAAUUGAGUGACACCUUUGCAGAAAAUAAGGUCACAUCAGGUAUGUUACCAGAAUUAGGGAAUAAGAACAGUCAAAGGAAGAGUUACCUGCUUUUAGCCGGUAGAAUCCUCAUAGUGCUGAUGUUUAUUGGAUUUACCUUCAAUAAAUCGUACAUUACACUGUUUUUGACUAUGGUCUUCACAGUGUUUUUCGCUAUUGGAUACAAGACGAAACUCUCAUCCUUGGUAUUGGGAUUUAUUCUGGCCUUCUACAACAUGUAUCUGAACCACUACUGGUUCCGCACUCUAACAGAGAGAGACUAUUUGAAGUACGAAUUUUACCAGAAUUUAAGCAUCAUCGGUGCCUUAUUACUGGUCACAAACACAGGUGCUGGGAAGUUAUCCAUCGAUGAAAAGAAGAAGAUCUACUGA
This is a messenger RNA of Kazachstania africana CBS 2517, 933 nucleotides long. RefSeq lists its product as uncharacterized. Bases 1 to 933 code for a protein of 310 amino acids. Gene Ontology annotation, cellular component: membrane. NCBI's taxonomy places the organism in Eukaryota, Fungi, Ascomycota, Saccharomycetes, Saccharomycetales, Saccharomycetaceae. The record is from RefSeq and is a predicted model, not a curated record. The transcript has a single exon.